AUGCAAUGGGAUAAGGAUGAGGCCCGGGUGGGAACUGGGGGCGGGAUUUUGCCGUUUUGGCCAAGGCACUCAGGUCAGCUCGGAAACAGAGAGAUGAUACUGGUGGCCGUGGUGGCGGAGCUGCUGGAGGAGUACACGGUGGUGGUGGCGAGGGUGCUGGAGCACCUGCUCCACGACGCUCCUUUCCCCCGCCGGGUUCGAUUUCUCAUCCUCCGCCGCCUUCCUUUCGUCUCCCCUUCUCCUCCUCCUCCUCCUCCG
This is a messenger RNA of Linum tenue, 258 nucleotides long. NCBI's taxonomy places the organism in Eukaryota, Viridiplantae, Streptophyta, Magnoliopsida, Malpighiales, Linaceae. The record is from the annotation of a GenBank genome assembly.